Messenger RNA from Psylliodes chrysocephalus, 1953 nucleotides. Lineage: Eukaryota; Metazoa; Arthropoda; Insecta; Coleoptera; Chrysomelidae. The record is from the annotation of a GenBank genome assembly.
CAAAAGUCGAGUGCAUGUGAUGGUCGUGACAGAAACGGUUGUUUUAAACGAAAUAAAAAGGUUUUGAUGAGUUGUGUUGCGUGUAAACAUAAAAAUGAACUGUAAGUUUUUGCCGAAGAAACAGUUUUAAGGAGAAAAUGGAUUAGGUACCUGAUACAAAAAAGAAAAACGAAUUUGCGAAUUUUAGAUUUUUCAGAUCGUUGGUAAUUGCAGAUGUUAAUAAAAUCAUACGAAAUGACAGACCAACUUUACAAUCCUAUCAACCAUCUCACCCAAGCGGAAUUAAUGGAAAAAUUCAAUUUGGCUUUCUACGAAGCUCAAAAUCUUUCCAAGAACGACAUUCUGUCAACGUUCAACGAAAACGUCCCCGAAACAACAGAUGUAAACGAUACCGAUGGCGUUACGGACGAUUAUCUCAUAGAUUACUUAAUUUCCAAUCCAGAAGACUCGCCUGUCAGCACCCCGAACAGCCAAAUCGACGUCAAUUUCGAUUUCGACGAUUUCGAAAUCGAUUUUGAUCAAAACGUUACGAAAAACAGCGAAAACGAUGAGAAUUUCGAUACGGAAACGUUUACCACGGAAACGUCGCUUUCCGAAUCGACUAAUUAUUCGAAGUUCUUUGUUUCGCCCUUCGUAGAGGGAAAGCAAGAAAAAAUGGUCGAUAAUGUCGAUUUCGAUAUUGAUUUUAGCGGAGAAUUUGUUAAUACUUCGGUGAUUUUUGAGGAUAUGAAGACUGAAUUCGACGAGGGCGAUGGAAGUGAAUGUAGCGAAUUUAUAACGUUUUUGCCGCCGAUCGAGACGAUUAAGAAUAACGUUAAUUUCAAUAAUUUCUUGAGGAAAGUACCGGCCGAUGAUUUGGAUCAAUCCAAUCAGAACACGUCGCAAAUCUCCAACGAUUUCGGCCACCUUUUAAACUCAAAAUGUUCAGUAACCAUCCUGAACGAAAAUUCGACCGCAAUCCAAGAACAUUGUCCCAACAUAUUCGAAGUACAUCCGGACAAUCACAUGGUGCUUACUCAAAGCGACGCCUUAUUAAACGACGACCCAUUUUUGAGUUCGACCGAUGAUGCUACAACCUGUACGAUUACUAAGAGGGAAUACGUUGAGGAUUUGACGGAAAACGAUUGCGAAGAGGUCAGCAGCUCAGUGAAUUUUCAAUGCAAAUGGGAAAAUUGUUAUCAGCUUUAUGAGUCGCAGGCGACUUUGGUUAAACAUAUCGAGAAGUGUCAUGUGGAGUUAAAGAGAGGCGAAGAAUUUACAUGCUACUGGUCUAAUUGUCCAAGGAAAACGAAACCAUUCAAUGCAAGAUACAAACUUCUAAUUCAUAUGAGAGUUCACAGUGGCGAAAAACCAAAUAAAUGUCCCUUUAAGGGUUGUAAUAAGGCGUUUUCGAGGCUGGAAAAUCUGAAAAUUCACCAGAGGAGUCAUACAGGGGAGCGGCCAUAUUUGUGUCAAUUUUCCACGUGCACAAAAAGUUUCUCUAAUAGUUCGGAUAGAGCCAAACAUCAAAGAACCCAUUUUGAUACCAAACCAUAUGCCUGUCAAGUUUACGGAUGCACCAAAAAAUACACAGACCCUAGCAGCCUUAGAAAGCACGUUAAAAACCACACCUACGAAGAACAACUUCAGGUAAAGAAGAAGAACAGCGAGGAUACUAUGAGUUUUGCCUCGCAGACUUUCGUGAAGAAAUAUUUGGACCCCAGUAAGCAGAAGGCUGUUCGAUCGGGCCCCAAUCCUGCUUUCUUCGAUCACAGCUAUUCCACAACGUUUAUUGGCGAACGAAAUUAUAACAUUGUGAAUAUCAAAAGAGAUCUGAAAAAUAAAUUGUACGAGAAAAAUAAACUGAGAAAACUUUAUUGUUAGAUGGAAUUAUGUUUUCGAAAGAUAUUUUUGUAAAUAUUUUGAUACAAAUAGGACCAAAGUAUUGUGAUAAUUGUAAAAUAAAUUGAUAGG